Molecule: messenger RNA, 3683 nt
Organism: Achroia grisella
Lineage: Eukaryota; Metazoa; Arthropoda; Insecta; Lepidoptera; Pyralidae
Gene: Psa
Product: puromycin-sensitive aminopeptidase
Exons: 11
Coding region: 112-2943 (943 amino acids)
Biological process (GO): peptide catabolic process; proteolysis
Cellular component (GO): cytoplasm
Molecular function (GO): metalloaminopeptidase activity; zinc ion binding; peptide binding
Source: RefSeq, a predicted model, not a curated record
AAAUCAUAUAAUCACGUCUGUUGUUGGUGCAAUUUUAGCAAAGCAUACAUAAUACCUAUAGUUUUAACUUUCACUUUCUGUUGUACGUCAUACAUUUACUAACUACUCUCCAUGACGCUGCAAAUCCUACGCGUCAUACGUAAUUCAUUUACAAUUCGCUCUAGUAAUUGUACAUAUUCCAGUUGCCAUUGUCAACGUAGCAAAUACCGUUAUUCGGAGUGGGGUUGGGGACGCGCGAGGGGGGCACGUAUCAGUGGCACGGUUGAAGCGCGAGUUCACUCUGUCACUCGGUCAUUACGGUAUUUAUCUACUACGCGUCCCACAUUUACGAUCUUGAAAGAAAAAGUGACAAUGCCAGAAAACAAACCAUUUCAACGUCUUCCGAAGAAUGUUGUACCUAAACAUUAUAAUUUAGAAUUAGUACCGAAUUUGGAGAAAUUCACGUUUACUGGGAAGACGUCAGUGAAAGUGUCGAUUGUAAAUCCAACCAAAGAAAUAGUGUUGAAUUGUUUGGAUUUGGAGUUGACGAAUGUCAAAUUGCAAUACGGUUCCGAUUCCAUACUGAAUCCUGUAGAAGUUAGACUGAGCGUACCAAAUGAAACUGUCUCCAUACUUUUUGAAAAAUCAUUGCCGGAAGGCGAUGCGACACUAUACUGUGAAUUUACUGGCGAAAUUAAUGACAAAAUGAAAGGCCUAUAUAGGAGCAAAUAUUUGACUUCGAACGGCGAAGAACGCCACGCUGCUGUUACACAGUUUGAAGCUACAGAUGCACGCCGAUGUUUCCCUUGCUGGGACGAGCCUGCGAUUAAGGCUACCUUUGACAUAUCAUUAAAGGUACCUGUGAACCGUGUGGCCCUGUCCAAUAUGCCUGUCAAGGAUGAAAAGGUUAAUAAUGAUAUAAAAUUUGUGCAAUUUGACACCACACCUAUAAUGUCUACAUACCUGGUUGCUGUUGUUGUGGGUGAAUAUGACUAUGUUGAAAAGAAGUCCAAUGAUGGUGUGUUGGUCCGUGUUUACACACCUGUGGGAAAAAGCAAGCAGGGUCUCUUUGCCUUAGAAGUUGCAGCUAGGGUACUUCCAUAUUAUAAACAAUAUUUUGAUAUUGCCUAUCCACUACCUAAAAUCGACCUGAUAGCAAUAGCAGAUUUCUCUGCUGGUGCAAUGGAGAACUGGGGAUUGGUCACAUAUAGAGAGACAUGUUUACUGGUUGAUGAGGAACAUACCUCAGCAGUGAGAAGACAAUGGAUUGCAUUGGUAGUUGGCCAUGAAUUGGCCCACCAAUGGUUUGGUAACCUUGUUACAAUGGAGUGGUGGACUCACCUAUGGUUAAAUGAAGGUUAUGCCUCUUUUGUCGAAUUCCUGUGUGUCAAUCAUUUAUUCCCUGAAUAUGAUAUUUGGACACAGUUUGUGACUGAAACCUAUAUCAGGGCACUGGAAUUAGAUUGUUUGAAAAACUCACAUCCGAUUGAAGUUCCUGUUGGACAUCCUUCAGAAAUAGAUGAAAUUUUUGAUGACAUAUCAUACAACAAGGGUGCUUCAGUUAUUCGUAUGUUGCAUAGAUAUAUUGGUGAUGAUGAUUUUCGUAAAGGCAUGAACAUUUAUCUUACCAGACAUCAGUAUAAAAACACCUUCACUGAAGAUUUAUGGACAGCACUGGAAGAAGCAUCCAACAAACCCGUGGGAGCUGUAAUGUCUACUUGGACCAAACAAAUGGGCUUUCCAAUGGUGCAGGUGAGCUCAGAACAAAGAGGUUCAGAUCGAGUUCUCAGACUGACUCAACAAAAGUUCUGUGCGGAUGGUAACCAAGCCGAUGAUACAGUUUGGAUGGUACCGAUCACCAUCUCUACACAGGAACAACCUUCAAAGGUGGCACUUUCUACGGUAUUGGAGAAACGAACUCAAGAGGUGGUACUAGAGAAUGUUGCUGAACACUCAUGGAUUAAACUUAAUCCUGGCACUGUGGGAUACUACCGUACUCGUUACCCAGCUUCGAUGUUGGCGCAGCUGGUAACAGCGGUCCGAGAUGGCUCACUGCCGCCACUCGACCGCCUUGGAUUACUUGACGAUUGCUUUGCGCUUGUACAAGCCGGACACACGCAUACCGACGAGUCGUUAAAACUAAUGGAAGCAUUUAACAAUGAAACAAACUUUACGGUGUGGUCGUCAAUAUCCAAUUGCUUAUCGAAAUUAAGCGCUUUGUUCUCGAACACAGCUCUCGACAAACCCUUGAAAAAUUACGGACGCAAGUUAUUUUCGAACGUCACUAAAAGAUUGGGCUGGGAUGCUGAAGAAAAAGAAAGCCACUUGGAUACACUUCUAAGGAGUUUGGUACUCAAUAAAAUGAUUAGUUUCGAAGAUCCUGAAACGAUAAAGGAAGCUAAGAGUCGGUUUGAGAAGCACUUAUCGGGCGCUGCACCGCUGCCGGCGGACUUGCGUUCAGCGUGUUACCGCGCGGUGCUGGCGUCGGCGGACGCGGCUACGUUCGACCGCUUCCUGGAGCUAUACCGCGCGGCCGACCUCCACGAGGAGAAGGACCGCAUCAGCCGCGCGCUCGGCGCGGUUGCCGACCCCGCACUGCUGCACCGCGUUCUCGAUUUUGCUAUAUCGGAUGAAGUACGAUCCCAAGAUACAGUUUUUGUGAUUGUGUCUGUAGCUGUGAGUAAGAACGGACGAGAUCUGGCAUGGCAAUUCUUCAAGAACCAUUGGCAAGAAUUUAUGGAUCGCUACCAGGGCGGAUUUCUACUAGCGCGGCUCGUGAAGUCUACUACAGAGAACUUCGCGUCGGAAGCAGCCGCGCAAGAGAUUGAGGAAUUUUUCCGUACGCACGUUUCACCCGGAACGGAACGGUCGGUUCAGCAGGCGCUCGAGACAGUCCGUCUCAACGCCGCCUGGCUGCGGCGAGACCUCGCCACUACUACCGCCUACCUGCAGCCCUACCACUGAGCCUCCGCCGCUAACGAUCUACAGCCGACCACUGAGUUUCACCACCGCCAAGCCGCCAACCUUUUUUCCACAAACCAACGCCAUUGCUGGGUCCAAAUCACAAUGCUAAGCUCAUAACAAAAUUUAGUUGUUUGAUAGAACAGUAGGUGCAAUUCCCCAAUGUAGAUUUUAUUUGGGCCCAGUGAUAUUUUCCUUUCAGCGGUACUUUUAUAAUUAAUUGUAGCACGGCAACCAACCGUUAAUUUACUUUAAACAACUUAUCAUUAAUAUAUCACAAAUAAUACAAAAUAACUAUGUCAUGAUAGUCAUGAACAUGCAUAACACGACUUUACUAUCGGUUUAUUGAACAAGUUCUGUGACAGUAUUGUCGUUCCAUAUCGUACUACUGUGAAUUAUAAAAGUGCCCAAUCUAUAAUGUAAAAAUACUUAUCAGUUAUUUUAAUGUAAUUUACUUAUAGUAAACUAUUUAUUCCAUAUAUAUUAUGAGAAGCGCCAUUUUCAAUAUUAUACAGAUCAGAUCGAAAUUUCAAAAUAGCUACAAAUAUUGCCUAUCACUGUCAACAUUUUUAGACAAUAAUUAAAAAAUAAUAGUUAUGUUUAAUUAUUUUCAAAAAGCGCCCUGUACUCUUAUCAGUCUUCAGUUUUUAAGGUUAUACUUAUAAUACAAUAAUAUUAUACACAUAUAUUAUGCGCUGUAAUAGGCUAUAAAUUUAUAUUUGACAUAUACCAAAGGCCUAUAU